This is a messenger RNA of Trichoderma virens Gv29-8, 5295 nucleotides long. RefSeq lists its product as uncharacterized. The record is from RefSeq and is a predicted model, not a curated record. Bases 1 to 5295 code for a protein of 1764 amino acids. The transcript is spliced from 3 exons. NCBI's taxonomy places the organism in Eukaryota, Fungi, Ascomycota, Sordariomycetes, Hypocreales, Hypocreaceae.
AUGGAUAGCAAAUCUUCAAAUCUUUCCAGCCUUGGCUGUGAUUUUGUUGUGGCCACCACUCAAGCCAGUAUCAAUUCCGGCAUGUUGGAGUAUUUAGCAGAGGCAACUCAACCAAUCGAGUAUAUCUGUUUUUUAAGGGACAAAUCAGGCAUCCCCUCUGAGCAAAUAUCUCUAGAGAAGCUGAAGGAACUGACGGGCGGCAUCGACCCGUUCUAUAUUCCUGACGGGACUAGCUAUGAUGACCCACGUCUCAAGGCUCUCUCUAAGGCUGGAUUCAAAGUCGGAAUCAAGAUGCAAAUGGGAUUACCACCUGGCGUCACGCCUAGAGAUCUGACCAUUGUCAAUUUCGAAGACGGAAAUGCCAAAACCGCCCUUUUCAACCUGUACUGUUCGCAGCUCACCGUCAUUGACAACACUCCACCAGACUACUAUGGCGAUGGGGGCUAUUGGGGCGUCUGGAGUCAGCCCUCUGGCCAACCGUGGACUGCCCAAAUACGGGUUGAUCUCCUUGCUAAAGAUCUCGAUGAUGAGCUUAACACUCCUUACCUCAAUAACCAUCCAAAGGUCAAGCAACAGAUUAAGAAAAAUCUUCAGAAUCUCUCCGGGACUGCUUUUAGCCUCCAGCAGCUCAUGUACAACUUGGACAGCGCCUCACUGCAGACUCUUCCAACGUUCCCUACGUUAGAUCCGAAAUCCGAUGCCGCGUAUGUACUGGGGGAGUACUUCGUUAAUAGGUACCAGACUUCUGCCAAGGAACACGGCUUGCCGCUCCUUUCAGUUUCGGCCGUCGCACAGCCCAGGGAUGAGUCCGAGCUGCAGAUUACCGCAAUGGAGAGAUUUAUCAUGCUACUCAAGGACGGCAAUGGUAUGCCGAUAGAGCACGGGGAUAAAGCUCAACAGUCAGCAACUACGUUGAACUACCUCUGCGCAGUCAACAAUCACCAGCUCCCUUAUAUUACCAACCUCAACUGGAAUUGGGUCCGGCCUGAUGAAGUCAAUGAACGGAGCGGCAUGAUGGCCAUCAAUCGCAAUGUACUGCUUCAGUCCAUCUCCGACAAAGUGAAAGAGGCAGCUCCAGCGUCGUGUUAUAAAAUACAAUUCGCACUUGGAGAUGAUAAUAUUACCAUGUCCCCUGGGGGGACCCCAACUAUCACAAUUGCCUCAUCUGGCAGUAAUGUCAUACAUGUGGAAUACAGCGACAAUUGUGAUGACAUCAGCGUAGAUACAGGUGAAUGGUUCUGCAAUAUGCGACUUCAGACCAAAUAUACCUGCGAUAUCACGUUUUCCGGGCAGAGCAUUAAUGUCAAUCAGGAAAUUGAGAAGAAUCUCGACUGUAUAUCUGCGUUUGUGAUGGACCCAGAUGGAAAUGCACCCGGGCCGGAGAUUAUCGUAGAACCUGAUAAAUACGAGUGGAGGUAUAUUGACACAAGCGCCUCCUCUCAGGCUUACGAUCUCUCGGUCAAUCAAAAUGGAGCCCUGCAGCUGACCAAGGGUGCCAACUCGGCAUCUUCAACAUCAAAGUUUUCUGAUAAUUAUAUUAACCCAGAUUUUGAUACUGCGAGCGUUACACCUUUCGUUCAGGAAUGGUUAAAGAGAGUUCCGGAGUGGAAGUCUGUCGAGAUCCAUGGGCUGGAAAUCAGUCAGCUUCACACCUUCAUCUUCCCUGGUGGAAAAACGUUCACAUACAAAAAUCCUUUCUUCUCCGAUAACCAAGACCUCGUAUGUGAGAUAACAUACGUUGAGAAUAACGAGGUUAGCCCCAGCCCCAAGCCCCAAGCUGAUCAGUCAGCCGUUGAAUAUACAAACCCCGGCCCCCAACCUCCUCCUACGACUACUGUCGGGAAAUUGACAGCGUCUACAGAAUUAAUGCAAAAUUAUAUUCGUGGAGAGAUUGCCUUGCCCACGGGUAAAUUCGAGGCGCUUCAGAGCAGCGUUGGUCAUAGUCUCCUCUUUGCCGUUGAUUCCUCUGGCAUCUUCCAUGCUAUUGAGGAACAGCAUGGAACUUCCCACACUGGAUGGCAAGUUCACGACUUAUCCAGUGCCGUUAUUCAAUCCCAAUUCCCUACCCAAACAUCAAAGGCAGUGGUGCGUACAUUUGAUGUCAGUCAAAGCGUCUCAAGCAACGGCAUUAAUCUUAUGAUGGCCGUCAGCCUGGAUGACGGAAACGAACAGGUAUUUGUUUCGUUGGACAAUUCCACCAGCGACACAUCAUGGGUGGCAAGCCCGACUUGGCACAUGGUGCCCUUCGAUGCAGUCGGCGAACAAUCUUCCCAGGGUAUUACCGUUGCCAACGUGUUUUUUGCAGAGACUCAAGACGGGAAGCAAUAUUUAAUUACGGAUAUUGAUCGGGGAACUAAAGCUAACCCACACGUCACCCGCUACCAUAUUGAUCCAACUUUAGCAGAGGGUCGUUUCUGGGUUAAGCAUGAUGUCUCAGUCGAUAUUGCAGCCGGUAAAUAUCAGAGUGCUGUAGGUCGGGUGAGUGGGAAACCUAUAGAUGGUAUCUAUACUGCUGGCUCUACCGGAGAUUUGGGUCAGCUUGUUUAUGAGCCCAUUUUCAAUUAUUACGGCAGUGGCCCGGUGGCGCCACACAGAUUGAACAUGCCCGGAAACGCAAUUCCCUCAGCUAUUGCCAUCAUUCGCGAUAUCGAUGAUGGCUCCUCUGAUCUUUAUGUUGUUAGCGGUUCAACUUUACAUGUAUUUCCUUCUGAUUCCCAAGAAGAUGGCGCUGGGCCGAUUUCUUUAUUCACAAACAAGCUCCUGUCCGGGACGGAUACACUAAAAGCUAUGACGCACAAUGGUGUAGUUACACUUUGGGGGAGAAACGAAAAUUAUCAAGUAUACUAUCUCACCUGUCCAGUUGGCCGUGUAUACGAGCCUUCUUCUUGGGUUGAACCCGUAUGCAUCCUCUCAGAUGCGGAGCGAAUCUCAUGCUAUAUGAAUUGUUGCGACGGUGGAAAUACAGUUUUCGUCUCAGGUAAAGGACAGUUUCAAAAGCUUGUCCAAACCUCAGCUAAUACUGGGAAAAUGUGGCGCUCUCAACCCAUCGCGAUCGCAACCCAGGUCAAGGAAAAAGUGACUGAUUUCAAAUCGUACACCACAUCGAUUAAUGUCACACAUGAAGAUACAGAUAUCGCAAUACCGAAUGCAGUUGUCAAUAUAUCUACCCAUACUCGCACUCCAGUAUACAUUAAUGGACUUUAUUAUAUCAUCUCACCCGAUGCGAUUCAAGUCACCGCCGAUUCGACGGGUUCAAUUACCAUUAUUGAGCAAAUCGAUAGCAUGAACGGGGCUAUUUUAACGGCUUCUAUUGACAACAUGAAGAUUACCAUAAAUCCCAUGAAUCAGGGGUUUUAUAAACUCUCGUCAAUGAACUCAGUUGAUGAAUUGCGCAGUGCACAAUUACCAAGGGAGACGGUCGCGGGCGGUGUGAUGGAUGAGACGGUCUAUGUGCCUCUCAUGGAACCCUCAAUGAGCCAAGACGACUUGAAGUCUAUGGUAGAAAGCCUUGGUGUCCUUAGAGGAAGAUAUGCCACAUUUCAGAGCAUGGUAGCGAAAUUCAACAUCCUUGGGGAUCUUUUUAAUGGAGUUAAGACUUUCUUUGGAGAUGUCGACGAUAUUUUAGAGUCCUUUGGACACGCAAUUGCCGUCGGGGUCGGGGAUCUCUUCCAGAUGGCGAAGCAUGGAUUGGAUGCCAUGGGCCAGCUUUUUUACGACAUGGGCUCCAAGGCAGUGCAUUUUUUUGUAAAGGUAGGGGAGAAAAUAUACCAUGCUGCUCUCGACGGCUUCCACGCAUUAGCGAAAGGUGUGGAAUGGCUAUAUAAUGCGGCCAAGACAGCAUGGAAGACACUGGUUAAAUUCGUCGAAGCCUUGUUUGAAUGGGGCGACAUUACCCGCACAAAGGACGUAAUGGUCAAUAUGGCCAAACUAUGGCUGCAAGAUCAGGUGGACCUUAUCCCUCUAGCACGGGACACGUUGGAUAAGGGCAUUACACAGGCUGAGAAAACUUUGAACGAUUUCGCCGGCGUUAGCGGCUGGUCACCGUCGCUCGCGAAUACGACAAAGAAACCCGCAUCGAGUAGUAUCUCCGGCAGUUGGUCUAAGAGCUUAACUCCCAGCUCAAGGUUGCUGAUGGAUAUGUUUAGAGAUCACGGCGGUCAAUUGAGCAUCAUAGGGAACACGCCAACGAUAAAUCCCGCGGAGGAUCUCCUUAAUGAUCUCCUAGCUGCUGUCACAAAUGAAGCACAUGUGCUCGGGGCAGUGUUUAACCAGCUCCAGGAUUUAAUCCAACAAUUCGCUUCACUGACGAUUGAGGAUAUCCUUAAAAAGAUACUAGCAAUCGUAGCUGAUGGCGUUCUAUCAUCUGUGCAGGUAGUGCUGGAUGCUCUUUUGAACGUGUUGUACACACUCGCUCAGUCAGCUAUUAAGAUUAUGGAAGCCAAAAUUCACAUACCAGUUCUCUCGGAUCUUCUCAACCUCGCCGGCUUUAAGGAUAUUUCUUUCCUAGACGUCUUUGCCUGGAUCGGCGCGUUCGCCGUGACUGUUGGCUACAAGACCAUCGAAGGCCAUGCCCCUUUCCCCAAAGAUGACCGUUCCGUGAAAUCAAUCACGGCUGCUAGAAGCUGGGAUGAAUUAUGCGGGAUCCAACACCAGGGCCCGAUACCCAUGUCGGUAUCUUUACAGAAAGCUACUUUCGAAUGCUGCCACAUGAUUUCGGGUAUUCUCCGUUUAGUAGGAAACCCUCAGCUUGCAUUAGAGGCGUACGAUGACACUGGCAGCAGUCUUAUUGGUAUUCCUGCAACAGUUGUAGGCAUUAUGGAUGCCGCAUUCAACUUUGUAGGCAAUUCUCUGGUACCGAUGGAUGCUGUCGAAAGUUUGCCCAUUAGAAUUCUUUCUGCGAUAACAGGGCUCUUGGUUGUUCACUCUAAAGUUACCUUCUCAGGUGUAGGUCAGUGGGCAUUUAAGAAGUGCAAUUUCGGCCCUAUGAUCUUUGAAGAUGCCCGUGGAAUUGGAGCCAUGCUGGACGGUGUUCUCGUUAUUCCUGCCAUGGUGGUGACCCUAUGGCAUUUUUAUGAACUAGCACAGAAGCCAAGCGGUGCUACACGAAGUGUUGCCAUUGUAGAGGAAGUGUCUAGCAUCGCGUCAUACGUGUCACGUUUGGCUUAUGCUUUUGCUGUUAACGAUGAAGAACCAGACUCUCGUGGAAUCGCACUUGUUGUCAUGGCUGCUGCAAAUGACAUUUAUGGAGGGCUACAAGUCACAGAAUAUGUUAUUGAUAACCCAGCUUUUAACUAA